This is a messenger RNA of Phalacrocorax carbo (great cormorant), 2644 nucleotides long. The record is from RefSeq and is a predicted model, not a curated record. NCBI's taxonomy places the organism in Eukaryota, Metazoa, Chordata, Aves, Suliformes, Phalacrocoracidae.
ACCCCUUUUAUUUGAACACAUACAUAUGGUGUGUGAGAGUGAGCAAGCUCUCUGUAAAUGUUUGGAAGGAGCAUCUGUCAGACAAUAAAACUUACAAGAAAACAUGCUUCUCAUUUAAAGUGUAUUCACUAGAACUAUUUCAGUGUUGGAAUCAGUUCAUUUGUAUAGCUUGGAGGCAUUUAUAAGAGCAGAGAACUGUAAAGGCACCAGAAAACUCGAACUGUUACUAAGAAUCCAAGCUAUUUUUUAAAAGCUUUUCGUCUAUUCGGCAUCACAGUCUUCUGAUAGAAACCUGAACCAGUUGACAGACAGGAAACCUCUGAUAGUCCAUCCAAAAAGAUUGCAAACAAGAAGAUGGCAUGCUUUUUGCAAACCUGGAAAGUCUAAAGAUUACAAUAAUUGUUGGACCAAAGGGACCCUCUUCAGGCAUAAAUAGCAAGACUCCUACUGUCUUCUGUUGCAGACCAACUCAGCUGCCAGCAAAAGCAGGUGCUCUCCCCCUACCAGUGCUCCAGAGGAAAUAUUUAGGAAUGGAAAACCUGAUGUUUGUCUACCACUCCUGUAAAGUUAUCUGGACAUUACUUGUAACAAUACUAGGUUAUGCCAGCAGCUUGCCUGUGGGUGACGAUUCUAUUUGCACAGCAGAGGAACUUGCUAAAUACAGCAUAAUCUUCACAGGGAAAUGGAGUCAGACUGCUUUCCCUAAGCAGUAUCCACUUUACAGGCCCCCAGCACAGUGGUCAUCAAUGCUAGGUGUUACUCAUAGUUCUGACUACAGCAUGUGGAAAAAAAAUGAAUAUGCCAGCAAUGGUGUACGUGAUUUUGCUGAAAAGGGUGAAGCGUGGGUAUUAAUGAAGGAAAUAGAAGAAGCUGGAGAGAAAAUUCAGAGUGUACAUGGAAUCUUCUCUGCUCCUGCCAUUUCCAGUGGUACAGGCCAAACCUCCACUGAAUUAGAAGUGCAUUCAAGACAUCCCUUAGUUUCAUUUGUUGUACGAAUUGUUCCAAGCCCCGACUGGUUUGUGGGUAUCGACAGCCUAAAUCUCUGUGAAGGAGACCACUGGAUGGAAGAAGUAUCAGUAGAUCUAUUUCCAUAUGAUGCCGGAACUGACAGUGGUUUCACAUUUUCCUCCCCAAACUUUGCCACUAUUCCACAGGACACAGUUACAGAGAUCACUUGUUCCUCUCCAAGUCACCCAGCAAACUCAUUUUAUUAUCCCAGACUCAAAAUUUUGCCACCGAUCGCUCAAGUAACAAUGGUGAAAUUAAAGAAAAACCAGCUGGGUCUUCCUGCACCUUAUCUUGAUAUUCCAGCUAAAAGCAAUGAAAUAAUAGACUCUGUCUCAGAAACACCACUGGACUGUGAGGUUUCACAAUGGUCUUCCUGGGGUCUCUGUAGAGGUGCUUGCAGAAAAACAGGGACCAAGAUCAGAACUCGUUUUGUACUUCUUCAGCCUGCGAACAAUGGAAUGCCUUGUCCAAAUCUGGAUGAAGAAACAGGAUGUGAACCAGAGAAUUGUGUCUGAAAUAAAGAAAAUAUAAUAAUUUAGAUAAUUUAAAAGUAGGAUAAGUUUAACUAAAUCUAAACUAUAUGUCAAUGUUCCUUAUAAUUCAGGUAUGCUGCACUAUUUUGCUGGAAAGGUAUAUUAGACUGGUUUUGAAAGUUGUUGUUUAAUAUCAAGAUUUGGGGGGUUAAAUUCCUAAGGUUUAGUAUGACAACAGUACUUGAUCAUUCACAGACCAAACACCCCAAAUAAAUCCUUGCUAUAAAUAUACUCUAAGUUCUUGGAGUACCCUCUAGUGGCAGAAAAGGAGACAUUUGGAAAGAUUAUCUUUCACGCAUGUAAAAAUCUUUCAAUCACGAAAUCUAAAGUAAUAGCAUUCUUAAAUACUGUAAUUUGUUGAUCUACAGCUAUUUAUACCUAGAAAUUAAUUUUUUCUCUAAAUUAUGUUUUUAUAAUUUAUUGGCAUUUUUGUCGUCUUUCUAAACAUUUUUAACAUGCAUUUCUUCAGAAACUACUUACAUAAAUCAGAGUGACCAGAUGUUUGCUGUAUGGUAAAGACUAUAAUAUAACAGAGUAAACUUGUCUUGAGACUUAUGAAUACAUGAAAAUGUCUUUCUUCUUCUUUUUUUCUCAAAACUGAGAACAAUAUCUGUCAUGAGGACACUCGGCCAACAAAAUUACUAGAAAAUUCUCAGAAGUGUGGAUACCAGUAGAAAACCUCUGAACUUAAUUGUUAGCUGAGAUUUAAAAACUGACUGAUUGUUGGCGUGUGUCCCUCAUGAGACAACUAUCUCAAAGUUAACACUGUUUACCAUAACAUAAAUUAUAUAAUUGUCUUUAUAUAUGCAGUAAAUGUGUUUAUGUUUCUCGAAAAGUUUGCUACUAUUUGUAUUGUUGUAACCUUUUUAAAGAGAAAACUUACCAAUGUUUUAAUAUUAUCUAAACCUGAAGUAUACACAGAUAUAACAAAACUCAAUAUGUCAGAAAGUGUUCCUGUUGGAAAGUUUUAAUGCUGAAAUAAUUGUUAUAAAACAAACGUAACAUACGGCUUAUAAAGACAUGUGUCUAUCAACUAGAAAAGGGAUUUUGGAAUAACACUGUUCAAUAGAAUAUGUUUAUAGUCAGCCCAUAAAAGUUUUACA